AUGUACCUGGUCACUGUGCUGGGGAACCUGCUCAUCAUAUUAGCCGUCACCUCUGACCCCCACCUCCACACCCCCAUGUACUUCUUCCUCUCCAACCUGUCCUCGGUUGACAUAGGUUUCAUCUCCACCACAGUCCCCAAGAUGAUUAUGAUUGCGAACAUCCAGACUCACAGCAGAGUCAUCUCCUAUGCAGGCUGCCUGACACAGAUGUCUGUUUUUAUCCUUUUUGGAUGUAUGGAUUGUCUGCUUCUGUCUGUGAUGGCCUAUGACAGGUUUGUGGCCAUCUGUCACCCACUACACUACACGGUUAUCAUGAACCCUCGCCUCUGCUGCUCCUUAGUUUUGGUGUCUUUUUUUCUUAGCCUUUUGGACUCCCAGGUGCACAAUCUGAUUGUGCUACAACUUACCUACUUUGAGAAUGUUGACAUUUCUAAUUUCUUCUGUGAGCCUUCUCAGCUCCUCAAGCUUGCCUGUUCUGAUCCUUUCACCAAUAACAUAGUCACAUAUUUUGAUGGUGCCAUUUUUGCUUUUCUACCUUUCUUGGGAAUCUUUUUCUCUUACUACAAAAUUCUUUCCUCCAUUCUGAGAAUCACAUCAGGUAGGAGGUAUAAAGCCUUCUCCACCUGUGGUUCUCAUCUGGCAGUUGUUUGUUUAUUUUAUGGAACCGGCCUUGGUGUGUACCUCAACUCAACCAUCUCAGAAUCUCCCAGGAAGGGUGCAGUGGCCUCAGUGAUGUAUACUGUGGUCACCCCCAUGCUGAACCCCUUCAUCUACAGUCUGAGGAACAGACACAUCAAAAGGACCAUGUGGAGGUUUUCCAGCAAAAUGUUCUAG
Rangifer tarandus platyrhynchus (Svalbard reindeer) is the source of this 834-nucleotide messenger RNA. Lineage: Eukaryota; Metazoa; Chordata; Mammalia; Artiodactyla; Cervidae. The record is from the annotation of a GenBank genome assembly.